AUGAUCAAGUGGUCUGAUACUCUGGGGGAAACAAUACUUGAUAUAUCUGUCACCGUUACUCCUGACCCAGACUACCAGCUCCCACCUUAUACCUUGGUUCUGUUCUCAGAAGAUGAACUCAAGCGAUUCACAAACAACUACGCACUAGAUCAUUCGCUUGGUAUUGGCCAGUUUGGAGUUGUUUUUUCCGGACAUACGGGGGAGCAGGAGAUUGUAGUGAAAAUGUCUUUCAACGGGAUGCUACUAAAAGUCUGGCAGGAAGAGAUUGAAUCUUUGCCGGCAAUCGGACACCACAAAAAUUUAAUUCAGUUGCUCGGUUAUUCGUUGUCUGAAGGCAUCAUUGAGGGGAAGUUGGACUCCUUCGACGAAUCGUUGUAUCUUGUCUACCCGCGCUAUGCAAGAUCUCUUAGUGAUAUUCUAAAAUCUGGGGAGUAUGGGUUGUCUGAAAUUAUUAAAAUCGUCAAAGGGGUUGCUCUGGGCUUGGCUCACAUGCAUUCAGGAGGAUGGAUUCACUGCGACCUAAAGCCUGACAAUAUUGUUCUAGAUGAGCAUCACGAAGCUGUCAUUAUUGAUUUUGGCAAUAUGGUGAGAAUCGGAAGGCAUCACUUUGGCACUUUUUGUUACCAUGAUGUUUACACAGCAAGUUCGGCGAGCCCACUCUCUGACUUGCACAGUCUGGGUGUGAUCAUGCUACAACUGAUUAUGAAGAGAAUGUUCCCGAAUAACUUGAGGGAUGAAGUUGCUGAAGAUUUUAAUCUAAGGAAACACGUACACACUGACAUAGGCAAGGAUCGUAAGUCCAAAAGAGUCGGUGCCCAUCUCAUUUCUUUGGCAUUGGAUUGUAGCAAUGGUCUCCUUAUUAAGAGACCAGCUAGUGUGAGACAUUUUAUUGAUAAAUUUGAGGAAGUCGUAGCUCGAGUGUUAUCAACUUUUUUGAGGCCAGUCCACACGGAGUAUUUGCUCCAGCUUCAAAUGGGCCCCCUGCAAGUGGACUAUGGGUUUAUGAUCGCCUAG
Rhododendron vialii is the source of this 1014-nucleotide messenger RNA. Its product is annotated as proline-rich receptor-like protein kinase PERK12. The transcript is spliced from 8 exons. Gene Ontology annotation, biological process: protein phosphorylation. Lineage: Eukaryota; Viridiplantae; Streptophyta; Magnoliopsida; Ericales; Ericaceae. The record is from RefSeq and is a predicted model, not a curated record. Gene Ontology annotation, molecular function: protein kinase activity; ATP binding. Bases 1 to 1014 code for a protein of 337 amino acids.